Messenger RNA from Phacochoerus africanus (Common warthog), 4017 nucleotides. It is a transcript of the gene LIF, whose product is annotated as LIF interleukin 6 family cytokine. The record is from RefSeq and is a predicted model, not a curated record. Gene Ontology annotation, molecular function: cytokine activity; leukemia inhibitory factor receptor binding. Gene Ontology annotation, biological process: immune response. The transcript has 3 exons. Gene Ontology annotation, cellular component: extracellular region. Lineage: Eukaryota; Metazoa; Chordata; Mammalia; Artiodactyla; Suidae. The coding region runs from base 188 to 796 and encodes 202 amino acids.
AAUUUCCUAUGAUGCACCUCAAACAACUUCCUGGACGGGGAUCCCUGCUAAAUAUAGCUGUUUCUCUCUCUGUCUUACAACACAGGCUCCAGUAUAUAAAUCAGGCAAAUUCCCCAUUUGAGCAUGAACCUCUGAAAACUGCCGGCAUCUAAGGUCUCCUCCAAGGCCCUCUGGAGUUCAGCCCAUAAUGAAGGUCUUGGCGGCAGGAGUUGUGCCCCUGCUGCUGGUUCUGCACUGGAAACAUGGGGCAGGGAGCCCCCUUUCCAUCACUCCUGUCAAUGCCACCUGUGCCACACGUCACCCAUGUCACAGCAACCUCAUGAACCAGAUCAAGAACCAGCUGGCGCAGCUCAACAGCAGUGCCAACGCCCUCUUUAUUCUCUACUACACAGCCCAGGGGGAGCCAUUUCCCAACAACCUGGACAAGCUGUGCGGCCCCAACGUGACCAACUUCCCGCCCUUCCACGCCAACGGCACCGAGAAGGCCCGGCUGGUGGAGCUGUACCGCAUCAUCGCCUACCUUGGCGCCUCCCUGGGCAACAUCACGCGGGACCAGAGGAGCCUCAAUCCUGGCGCUGUGAACCUGCACUCCAAGCUGAACGCCACAGCGGACAGCAUGCGAGGCCUCCUCAGCAACGUGCUCUGCCGCCUGUGCAACAAGUACCACGUGGCCCAUGUGGAUGUGGCCUACGGCCCCGACACCUCGGGCAAGGACGUCUUCCAGAAGAAGAAGCUGGGCUGUCAGCUCCUGGGGAAGUAUAAGCAGGUCAUCUCUGUGCUAGCCCGGGCCUUCUAGAUGGAAGGUCCCCUAGCACCCUGUGACCUGAGGUCUUAGACUUAGGUGACUCUCAAACUGUGGCCGGGGCCCAGAACAUCACCAGACCCAAGUGGGGGUUGCUGACAGACCCGGGAGGGAGGGGGAGCAGUUCUUAGCUGUCUCCUCUCCUCGGGGGUGGGCUGUGAUGAAGCAGAACCCAAACUCCCGGAGGCAGAACCAACUAGAAGAAGGCAUCCCUUGUUCUGGGAGACUGCAGCCAGGCAUUGGUGUUGGGCUGCCCCCUCCACCACCACCACCUUGUUCCCUCAGUCAGAGUCUUCAUGAUCACAUCACCCAAGUCAUCUGCAGUGACCCUGACCAUGGGGUGAGACAGCAGGAGUUGGAGGCAUGUCCCAGCCCCCAGCAGAAGGACCACCUUCAGUGCCUUUGCUGCCCCUUAGGUAGACUUUGAAAGGUCUGGUUGGAACUCAGGCAGCGCAGAGGGGCUGGGAUCCUGAAAGAUCCUUGGCCCCUACAAGUAUGGUGAGUGAAAGGGUAGAAAGGGAGCUUGGUUUGAGAUGCUGCCUUACCUUGGGCGUGAUUGGAGAGUUCAGGCCUAGGACUGUCAGGUGGAAAGUUCUAGAAGGAGGUCACUGGCCUUCAGGCUCUUGGGGAGGCGGAGAGGCCACCUUUAGGCCCGGGAAGGAAGAGAAGCCCUGAAAGUCUUGGCGGGUUCUCCUUCCUUGAGCCUGCAGUCUUCCCUGCAGUCCAGGAUGGCCGGGGGCUGGUGGCUGGACCUGGAGGUGGGGUGUGUGGAGGCGGGCGGGUUGUGCAAUCAAGUGAGGAGGGCCUGAGGGAACCCAGAGUCUUCCUUGUGGGCAAGGGUCUGUAGGGAGGGGCGGAUGGUGUAGUUCUGCAUGGUGGCUCACAUCUGAGGCCCAUGGAGGCCCCGUGAGGUCACAUACAGGUACUUGAGGGGCACCAGAGGCCAUCUCUAGCCACUGGAGCAAGGAGAGAGCAGAAGUUGAGGUCGGGGUCUCAGGAAGCCUGACAUCCAGCAGUGCUAGUGUGUCUGACCCAGCAUGAUUGUCUAUUUAUUUUGAUGCCCUAUUUAUAUUAACUUAUUGGUGCUUUAAAUAGCAAAGUUAAUUCUCCUUUUCCUGCUCCCUCUCCAACAAAAAUAAUAUGAUGGCUCCUUCUAUGGGAGCUGGGGUCAGCCUUACCAGGGCCUGGUCUGGAAUUCAAAGCAGGAUGUUACCAGUGGGAUAAGCCUUAGGGGUGAGGCUCAGAAAAGGGUCAGGAGCUGAGAGAACUGGUCAGUCCAGGUGGGGGCUGGGGAUCUUGCUGCAACCCCUAACUCAACUGUGACUUGCUCUGGGGUUAUCGGGAUCCCGGUUGCAAGGCAGGCAGGGCCGGUUUGUGGAGAGGCCAAGGGGCCUUUUCCUAGGGCCACUGUGUUGCUUGGCUCCAGGGGGCUCAUUCCAUCAUGUUCUCUGGUGCCCCCUGGAAUUGUGCUGUUAGAGGCAACAUUCACGGUGGAGGUGGCACCCCCGGAGCAGCGGGCAAGUCACCCCUGGUGGCCUGCCCUGCUGCUGCUUCCUUGUCCCCAUGCUGCCUCUAGAUCAGCUGUCCAGGGGCCCUGCGACAGUCCUGACCCAGCACCCAGCAUGCUCACACACAGCAGGGAUGCGCCUUCCCGGGUGGCCCGAACACCCACAGAGGGCAAGAGGGCCUGGCUGGACCUCAGGAAGCUGGGGCAGUGCAGGGAGGAGGCCACUGCUCUGGAGGGGAGGACGAGGAGGCCCUGGGCCGCAGACCAGGAAGCUGUGGUCCCUCCUGCCCCACCUCCCCCCACACUCCCACCCAUGUCUGGGCUCCCAGGCAGGGAACCCGAUCCUUUCCUUUGUGCUGGGGCCAGGCUAGUGGAGAAACGCCCUCCAGUCUGGGAGCAGGGGAGGAGGGCCCAGAGCUGGGGCAGCUGCUAAGAGCAGGGUUCUGGCUUCUUCUCAAACCCUGAGCAGGCAGCGAUCCUAGCAGUUCAGCCAGCAUGAUUAUGGUACUUUGCACUCACUUUGCACCUCUCUGUCUCCUCUAAGCACUUUACCCAUCGGAUGGCAGGUGGGCAGGCAGCAGGCCGGGCCCGAGGCUUGGGCUCCUGGGCCGGAGGUGGGAGCUGUCUGUCCCAUUGGCAAGAUGAUUUUGGGACGGGUGGCAGAGGAGACCAUGAUGGUGACAUGUUUUCUGACACUGCCUUAAUGUGGGGCACACUCAGCCUUGUCCAGGAUCUCAGCCUGCUGCACCUCCAUCGCUCUGCUUUUUCAGUGAAUGCGGCUCGAAAGGCUUGGGGCUGGCCGGCCUCCCAUCAUCUCAUCACCCCAUGGACAUGGACCCCCUGCCCCCAUGCCAGGCCUACUCACCUGGGCAGCUUCUGAGGUUUGGGGACCAAGCAAUUCUCCUCCCCUAGGCCCAGCACAGCCCUCGCCUCCCCAGCCCUGGCUCUGCUCCUCACUCCAUCCUCAGUGCUCUGUGCGGACCCAGUCUGGCUGAUGGGUACUCACGUUGCAUAGCAUCUCUGAAUUCUGGAGCUCUUGUUUGGAAAAAGUUUUGCAGGGCAGGAAGCUGUCCACUUCCUCCUUUAUUUCAUCUGCUGGUUUUGACCCCCACCUGCAUCCUGGGUCACAACCCCAGCCCGUGGAGGAGGGAGAGGCCGGCAGCAGAGGAGGGGGUAGGACAAUCAUUUUGCAAUUUAUUGAAAGAGGAGUAGUGGGGACCUUAUUUAUUUAAAAACUUUCUAAAUGAGAAAGCACCACUAUUUAUUUGUCUCUCCUCCUCCUUGUUCUCCUCCCCUCUCUCUUUGUCCCUCCUUGGGGAUAUCUUCCCUGACAGAACUGGUCCAACUCUGCCUCACUGGCUCUCCAGAUGGACAUAGCGUGUGGGGCUAGAGGCCAGAACCAAGUGAGAAGUUGAUUUCCUUUCAGAUGGUACAGAUGUUCUUACUUCCAGUCACCUCCCUUGACCCCCGCCCCGCCAGCCCCUCACCCUCAUCCCAGUAUCUGGGCAUCCCUCCCAUCCGCACCGCUGCAUCCUCCCGUGUUUGCCUCCCUCCUUUCUACUGGAAAGGACUUGGCCUUGGGGGACAAAUUCCUCUUUGAUGAAUGUACCCUGUGGGAAUGUUUCAUACUGACAGGUUAUUUUUAUUUAUUCAAUGUCGUAUUUAAAAUAUUUAUUUUUUAUACUGAAGAUCACUUUUUUUAAUGAAG